This is a messenger RNA of Spea bombifrons (plains spadefoot toad), 1457 nucleotides long. It is a transcript of the gene SULT4A1, whose product is annotated as sulfotransferase family 4A member 1. Gene Ontology annotation, biological process: sulfation. Gene Ontology annotation, molecular function: sulfotransferase activity. Gene Ontology annotation, cellular component: cytoplasm. The transcript has 7 exons. NCBI's taxonomy places the organism in Eukaryota, Metazoa, Chordata, Amphibia, Anura, Pelobatidae. The record is from RefSeq and is a predicted model, not a curated record. Bases 120 to 974 code for a protein of 284 amino acids.
GACUCCUAAAAUACCUUCAGCCUCCUUAUCUGCCCCCAAUCACCCCUACUCCCAGCACACACACUGGCCCUCGCCUGUAGCCCUAUCCUUCUGCCUCCCGCCCCCCAGGGACCCUGAGUAUGGCAGAGAGUGAAGCAGAGACCCCCAGCACCCCGGGGGAGUUUGAGAGCAAAUACUUUGAGUUUAAUGGUCUCAGACUGCCCCCCUUCUGCAGGGGCAAAAUGGAGGAGAUCUCUAAUUUCUCAGUCAGGAACAGUGAUGUCUGGAUUGUCACCUACCCCAAAUCAGGCACGAGUUUGCUGCAGGAGGUGGUGUAUCUAGUCAGCCAGGGAGCAGACCCAGACGAGAUUGGUCUCAUGAACAUUGACGAGCAGCUCCCGGUACUAGAAUAUCCACAGCCCGGUCUCGAUAUUAUUAAGGAGCUGACCUCUCCCCGACUUAUAAAGAGUCACCUCCCGUACCGAUUCCUGCCGUCGGAUUUACACAACGGGAAGUCCAAGGUGAUAUAUAUGGCCCGGAACCCCAAAGAUUUAGUUGUUUCUUACUAUCAGUUCCAUCGCUCCUUGAGGACUAUGAGUUACAGAGGAACUUUCCAGGAGUUCUGCCGGAGGUUCAUGAACGACAAGCUAGGCUACGGUUCGUGGUUUGAACACGUGCUGGAGUUCUGGGACCAUCACAUGGACUCCAACGUCCUUUUCCUGAAGUAUGAAGAUAUGCAUAAGGAUCUGGGGACGAUGGUGGAGCAGCUGGUGAGGUUUCUGGGGGUCUCCUAUGACAAAGCACAGCUGGAGUCCACGGUGGAGCACUGCCACCAGCUCAUUGACCAGUGCUGCAACGCCGAGGCGCUACCGGUGGGCCGGGGCCGGGUGGGACUGUGGAAGGAUAUAUUCACCGUGUCGAUGAACGACAAAUUCGACCUGAUUUACAAGCAGCGGAUGGGGAAAUGCGAUCUGACGUUCGACUUCAGCUUAUAAAAAGACAAUGCAUGCGCGACAGCCGUGUACUACGUAGAGAAGCUUCCGGCCUCAUACCCGCCGCGUGAUAUCCUGUAAUCACCCCGCGUAAUAUUCUCACCGAACCCCAGACCGCUGCUCGCCUCUCUCUGUAUUCACCUUAUUUAAUGGCAGUUAACUCCUGCAGUGCCGGAGCACUUAAUGCACCCCGCCGCUCCAUCACAAAAAGGGUUAAAACUUUUUGGGGGAAAUAGCUGUUGGAGCGUAAGAAUUCUGCUGUAUGUGGUACGUGUGACGCGGUCUCUUCCGGGGUAACGUUCUGUGUAUUUUUUAGCGCUUAUUACUGGAGGCGGAAUGAAUGUUUGGCGAGCGCCGGGCGCUGCGUUCGGGGGGCAGGAGGCCGGCCCGCGCCGGGCACUAUGUGUGUGUGAAUCUCAGGGCUUUGUCGUAACGUCGGCCGUAUGGUUUGUGUUAUAAAUGAAUAUAAAUAAAAUCUUCUAUACG